AUGACUAGCCAAAUCUUCUCAACUGCGUCCCAGACGUCACAGCCACCGCGGUCACCAUGGCUCCGCAAAUAUGGCGGCGAGAUGCGCAAUGUGCUCAACAUUACGGGAGAUACCGUCGCUCAUUCUGGAUUCGCCCCUCUCUUUCCCUCGCUCCAUCCAACCUACUUCGCCGAGGAGAGCACGGUCUUCGAGCAAUUGCCGCCGUAUCCAAUUCCCCCAGGCCAUGAGCUCGACAUGCUGUUUUCCACCGAGGCAUCUCAGAUAAUGUUAAACGGGGGGCUGACGACAUGGGAGAUGGGUGUCCUCCGUGAGCAUUUGGCGGGCGGACGACCGGGGGGCCAUCGGCAAAUGGAUCCGGUUACGCCAUACUAUCUGGACGCCGGACCCGGAGUGAGAGUUGAUGAGGGGGGUUGGCAUCCGGUCUUUGCAAAGAGCAAAUGGUAUGACUUCCGCCUUCCAAUCGUAGACGGGAAGUUGGUCCGCGAAGCUCUACCCGGUAUCAACGUAUCGGAUGUCUGGAGCGUCGACAUGGCCCAUGGUUGA
Thermothelomyces thermophilus ATCC 42464 is the source of this 543-nucleotide messenger RNA. RefSeq lists its product as uncharacterized. The transcript is spliced from 2 exons. The record is from RefSeq and is a predicted model, not a curated record. Lineage: Eukaryota; Fungi; Ascomycota; Sordariomycetes; Sordariales; Chaetomiaceae. The coding region runs from base 1 to 543 and encodes 180 amino acids.